AUGAGUCAAGCGGGUGCUCAAACAAUUGAUACGACAGAUAGAAAUGUAGAAAUCUGGAAAGUUAAAAAGCUUAUCAAGAGCUUGGAAGCCGCACGAGGAAAUGGAACGUCCAUGAUUUCUCUGAUAAUUCCUCCUAAGGAUCAAAUUCCUCGCGUUUCCAAGAUGUUAGCAGAUGAAUAUGGUACUGCUUCUAACAUCAAAUCUCGUGUUAAUCGAUUGUCAGUAUUAGCAGCGAUCACUUCGACUCAGCAACGGUUGAAAUUAUACAAUAAAGGCAAGUAUUCUCUUUCAUUUAUCUCUAUUAUUUUAAUGACUAAAUUAAAUACUUAUAAUAAUGCAAAAAUAAUAGUUCCUCCUAAUGGACUGGUCGUGUACUGCGGAACAAUAGUCACUGAUGAGGGUAAAGAGAAAAAGGUUAACAUCGAUUUCGAACCUUUUAAACCGGUCAACACGUCUCUUUAUCUCUGUGACAACAAGUUUCAUACAGAGGCGUUGUCUGAACUGCUCGAAUCUGAUAACAAAUUCGGAUUCAUCGUUAUGGAUGGUAAUGGUGCAUUAUUUGGCACAUUAAGCGGUAAUACUAGAGAAGUAGUUCAUAAAUUUGCCGUGGAUUUGCCAAAGAAGCAUGGAAGGGGUGGUCAAUCUGCGCUUCGUUUUGCUCGUCUUCGAGAAGAAAAACGACAUAAUUAUGUGCGCAAAGUAGCUGAAUUGGCAGUGCAGUUCUUCAUUACGAAUGAUAAAGUCAAUGUCACUGGACUUAUUCUUGCUGGUUCCGCUGAUUUCAAAACCGAACUUUCACAAUCUGACAUGUUUGAUGGACGUCUACAAAAUAAGAUCCUCAAGUUGGUAGACGUGUCUUAUGGUGGUGAAAAUGGCUUCAAUCAGGCUAUUGAGUUAGCUUCCGAAAGUUUAGCAAAUGUCAAGUUCAUCCAGGAAAAGAAGCUUAUUUCCAAGUAUUUUGACGAAAUCUCUCAAGAUACUGGCAAAUUCUGCUUUGGAGUUGAUGAUACCUUGAAAGGCUUAGAACUGGGAGCUGUAGAAACGCUUAUUGUCUGGGAAAAUUUAGAUAUUACUCGCUACGUGCUAAAAAACAGCAUUGGAGCCGAUCAGGUUGUUCACAUGACCAAAGAACAAGGAAAGGAUCGUUCUCUGUUCAUGGAUAAGGAUACUAGCACUGAGAUGGAAGUUGUUGACAAAAUGCCUUUAUUGGAAUGGUUUGCUGAGCAUUAUAAAGAUUUCGGCGCUACUCUCGAAUUUGUCACCAAUCGUUCUCAAGAGGGAUCGCAGUUUGUUAAGGGAUUUGGUGGGAUUGGAGGGUUGCUUCGUUAUAAGGUCGACUUUGAACAAUUGACUUACGACAGUGGUGAUGAUGGUUUUUACUCUGCGAUGGACACUGGUCGGGAAGGGAUGGCCGUUGGCCCGACCAGCAAAGGUGUGUUGAGUAUUAAGUUUGGAGAGGUCUAA
This is a messenger RNA of Ambispora gerdemannii, 1464 nucleotides long. The record is from the annotation of a GenBank genome assembly. Lineage: Eukaryota; Fungi; Glomeromycota; Glomeromycetes; Archaeosporales; Ambisporaceae.